AUGGCCACGAUGGAGGGGAUGAUGGACAAGGCGGUGUUGGAUGAUGUCAUUAGGAGGCUUCUGGAAGGAAAAGGAGGAAAGCAGGUGCAACUUUCUGAAUCGGAAAUCCGUCAGCUCUGUGUUAACGCCAGACAAAUCUUCCUCUCUCAGCCAAUUCUUCUUGAUCUUCGUGCCCCAAUCCGCAUUUGCGGUGAUAUACAUGGUCAAUAUCAAGACUUACUUAGGCUAUUUGAAUAUGGUGGGUACCCUCCUGCAGCAAACUACUUGUUUCUAGGGGAUUAUGUGGAUAGAGGGAAGCAAAGCUUGGAGACUAUUUGUUUGCUUUUGGCCUACAAAAUAAGAUAUCCAGACAAAAUUUCUCUCUUGAGGGGAAACCAUGAAGAAGCAAAGAUUAAUCGUAUAUAUGGUUUCUAUGACGAAUGUAAAAGGAGGUUCAAUGUAAGGUUGUGGAAGAUAUUUACGGACUGUUUUAAUUGUUUGCCCGUGGCUGCCCUCAUUGAUGAGAAAAUACUUUGUAUGCAUGGGGGACUUUCUCCAGAAUUAGAAACUUUGGAUCAAAUAAGAGAGAUUCAAAGGCCUACAGAAAUUCCAGAUGGUGGUCUCUUAUGUGAUCUACUUUGGUCUGAUCCUGAUGCUAACAUUGAGGGUUGGGCAGAUAGUGACCGAGGCGUUUCGUGUACUUUUGGACCUGAUGUAGUUGCAGAGUUUUUGGAUAAAAAUGACCUUGAUCUUGUUUGCAGAGGGCAUCAGGUUGUGGAGGAUGGAUACGAGUUUUUUGCUAAAAGAAGAUUAGUCACAAUAUUUUCUGCUCCAAAUUAUGGUGGAGAAUUUGACAAUGCUGGUGCAUUGUUAAGCGUUGAUGAUUGUCUUGUAUGUUCCUUUGAGAUAUUGAAACCCGCUGAUAAAGCAUCGGGAAGUAAUUCUUCAAAAAUGAAUUUUAAGAAGUAUCUGUUGCCACUUUCUUUAGCAGCCACCCAAAGUCGGAAAGACCUAGUAAUUGGCAAAGAUUUUAAGUUCAAAUAG
Sphenostylis stenocarpa is the source of this 1023-nucleotide messenger RNA. The record is from the annotation of a GenBank genome assembly. NCBI's taxonomy places the organism in Eukaryota, Viridiplantae, Streptophyta, Magnoliopsida, Fabales, Fabaceae.